AUGAAUAUGGAAAAUAUUCGUCAGGUGCUUGAGGAUGCUGCUCAAGUCUUCCUCUCAGCGGCGAAUACCAUCACAAAUGAACGACGUCGAGAGGCGGAAAAGAUUUUCUUACAAUUUCGCCGUUCACAGUUCUCACUCGAUCUGUAUCGGUAUCUAAUCGAACAUUCAUCAUCAAGCUAUGUAGUCUACCAGACUUUAACAGCACUUCGGGAAGGCAUUGUUAAAGAAUGGUCAUCAUUAGAUGAUACGUUGAAAGAACAAGUUGUUCAAUAUCUUCUCUCAUAUGUUUAUACCCACUAUUCAACAUUAUCGGUGCAUGUUCGUGAACAAGCCUUACAAAUUCUGGUUGUGAUUAAUAAACGACGAAAAGCUCAACGAGUACAGAUAGCUAAAAACGGAUUUACUGUUAGUUUAGCAUUGAGUAGUCUCUUACAAUCAAGUAAUGAGAAAGAAUUUCAAUUUGGUUUAACGCUACUCAAUGCAUUCAUCAAUGAAUACAGUUUCAGCAAUGCUAAUGAAGCUGGUCUAACCAUCGAACAGCGUCAUUCCGUCAAACGUGAUUUCGAAGCGAAUGAAUUGAAGACCGUUUUUGAAUUACUAUUGAACAAACUUCACAGCAAUUUGUCAUCACUUUCAUCAGAUACACAGCUAUUCUCUUCUAUUUUGUCAUCCGUGGAAAAAAUUCUCCUUUGGAACUUUUCGACAUCUUUACCCAAUGCUCGGCGAUAUAUGGAAUCAUCGACGAACGUAGAAUCGAUUGAUUGGAGACCGCCGAAUAGUUGGAAACAAUUAGUAUUCGAUCAGAAUCUUGUCGAGUUUUUCUUUCAUAUUUAUAGUACAUUGAAAGCUAAUGAAACGAAAGUCUCUCUUCAACUUCGUUGUCAGAUACUUCGAUGUCUGUCGCAAUUGGCAUGUUUAAAUGGUCCAUUAAUGAAUGAUGAUGAAUGUCGUUUACGCUAUUUAACAACAUUUUCAUACAAUUUCGUCCAACGAUUCCUAAUCAAUACCGAACCGGGGAUAAAUCUAGUCGAAUGUUUUGACAUUUCGAAUAUUCUCGCGAAUUUAAUCACAUCAUUUACCAUCAAAGGAUUCUGUUCGAUGCAGAACGAUCUCUGCAAUUCAUUCUUACAAUUGAUGGCACAGAUAACCAUUCUCCUUUGUCGAGCGACAGUUCCAUCGGCGAACAGCCAACUAGACAGGAUUACUGAAGAUCCUACAAUCGCAAAAGAAACGUUCGAUCGAUUGUUACAAGCUUGGUCAAGACUAUUGUACGGCAUUGACUUCGGUAGAUUUGACAACCUAAGACCACUAGCUAUCGAAAUCUUCGACACGUACCUUCAAACACAUUUACACAUGGAUGAUAAUCAAACUAAUACUGAAUUCGAUAUCAAUGAUGACAACGAUGACGAUGAUCGUGAUUUAUUCAGUGAACAAUUGAUCUGCAUUGGUCUAUUUGGUCGCCAUAUUAUCGAUCAUGCUUUACCGUUAUUGAAUCGUUUAUUAAUUGAUCGCACGAAAAAACUAUAUCAAAUUAUGGACAAUACAUCUUCGGAUAUCGAUAAUAAUACUCUAGACCGUAUCAACGAUGAUCUACACUGGUUAUUGUUAAUAUGCGGCCAUGUACUGACGGAAGAAUACGACGCUGAUGAACAUAAAACGAUUCCUGUUGCUAUUAUGAAUUUUUCCAAUGAACAAAUGAAAUAUUGUGAUCUGAAAAAGUGUGUACGAAUUGCUCAACACGUUCUCCAACAACCUCAACUAGAUUUAACCGACGAGACAGUUCAUGGAGUUAGUCCUGUGACCCAAUGUAUGGUGGCUGUUUUGAAAUUAUCUGAAAUCGAACGACUUCUAUGCAGUAGAGGUCUCUUCGAAUACAUCAGUGUGCAAGUGGCUGUUAGUCUGACAUGGUUCAUUCGACGAUUAGCAGCAAACUAUCUGGGCUUCGACGAACAAUCGUAUAAAGAUGUCAGUGAAGUCCUAUCAAUCAUGCUUGGCAAAGGAAGUGAAAUGCUCGAAUUUCUCACCAAUUAUUUCCUCUCGAAAGUCGUGACAAAUCUACAUAUGUGGGCAUCGGAAAGUGAUGUUAUCAAAGAAACCGCUGAUUUAUUUGUUACUCUAUCAAUUAAACGAGAAUCGUCAUUGAUUAUUAUUAAAAACGAACUGUUCUGGACGUUAGCUAAUAAUGUUAUCUCGAAUCAAAUGCCCAUACAACUCAUCAAUGAAGAAUAUAAACGUUUGUUAGUCAAAGGGAUCACCUGUUCAUGUCUAAACAAUUCCUCGGACGAAUAUCGAAUACAUUUCAAUGCUUCGGUCUUUCAAAUUCUCAACCAACGCUUGCAAUCCAUCGUCGAAUCAAUCCGCACGUUAGUUGAACAAAUCAAAUUGAAUCAUGGUAGUAAAAUUCAUUGUGCAAAUGCAUUACAAACGUUUUACAGCGAAAAUGCUCUUAGUCAAAUGAGUACACUGAUCAAUUCCUACUGUGGUUUGAUCGAAGGUGGUUCGCGUUGUCCGUCAAUCCAAAUUACGUAUCUAUUUGAAUACAGUCAACAGACUCUACAGAAUAUUCUUGAAUUAUUCGAUUUCUAUCACAAUUAUAGUGACCAAGUGCAAAUCGUUUUAGAAUUAUUUUCUUUAUAUGCGGAGCAUGUAUUGAUUUAUCUGAAUAGCGAACAUACGAAAUUGUUCUACACGUACGUCUUGAAAUUAUUGCAAAUUUUUACAAAGUGUAAUUAUGGAAAAAAGACGAGGGAGAUCAAUGCGGACGAAGAUUUUAAUGCACACAUUUAUACAGUAUUGAAUUGUUUAAAUCAUUUACUAGCAAAAGAUUUUAUUGAUUUUUCAAACGAACCUUCACCAAAUGCAGAUAUGAAUGUGGGAGAUGUUGUUCUCUAUGGUUUGAUCAUCUGCUUGCCAUUAAUUCAAUCGGAUAACCUUCUGAAGAUCCCUUCGAUCAGCGUUUGUUACUAUAAACUUGUUUCUUCAUUAUGUGAACAACAUUCCGAUUGUAUCUUUCGUUUGCUAAACUCCGAACAAUACUCCAUAUUUCUAUCAACGAUUAAGUUAGGUCUUGACAAUUAUGAUAAUGAAAUAUGUAAGAUGUGCUUGGAAACAAUUCAAAGUUUAACGUUGAACAUUCUUAAACAAUCGAAAGAUAAUGAAAAAGUGAAAUAUCUCGAACAUUUUCUCGACUAUCUACUUCAAGACAUCGUGACAAGUACGACGACGUUAUCCGAUCUAUUCGAUACACUGGCGGGAACCAUCUAUACGUUGAUCUGCGCAUUUCCUAAUCAAUUCUUUCAAUUUCUGGCUCAAACGAAACAACAAGAUGAGAAUUUCGUCAGUGUAAUCGACAAAUUCGUUCAUGAAAUCGGACAGAAUAUUUUAUCUCAUCUGUCUGCAUUCAACGGUCAAAUGGCUUGGCGUUCGUCGGGUGCAUCGCAUAUCGAACUAAUUGAAAAUUUGUACAAAAAUGGUUUAAUCAAAGAUCAACGAAUUAAACAAGCAAUGUUAGAAGUCGAUCGAGCGGAUUUCACUCAACAAAAGAACGACGCUUAUGAAGAUCGACCACAAUCGAUUGGUUAUGCGGCAAGUGACCAUCAGUGCUCCUCAUAUGCAUUGCUUUGGAUUGGAAAUCCUUAA
Adineta ricciae is the source of this 3639-nucleotide messenger RNA. Lineage: Eukaryota; Metazoa; Rotifera; Eurotatoria; Adinetida; Adinetidae. The record is from the annotation of a GenBank genome assembly.